Molecule: messenger RNA, 714 nt
Organism: Nerophis lumbriciformis (worm pipefish)
Lineage: Eukaryota; Metazoa; Chordata; Actinopteri; Syngnathiformes; Syngnathidae
Source: RefSeq, a predicted model, not a curated record
AUGCUGGGGAUUCUCUGCCUCCUCAUCGCCGCGCUUUCUCGUGGCGACGCGGCCCAAGUGCUGACCCUGACACCAGCGGUUCUUACCGUUCUUGUAGGACAAGAGGUGGUUCUCAAUUGCAACCUUCAGAGGGAUGAUGGCACUAGUGUCCGCUUUUAUAGGCAGUUUCCUGGAGAUGCUCCUCAGUUUAUUCUGAGUCAUCACUAUGGAACAUCCUCAACUAGCUUUGGAGAUGGAUUCUCCUCUAGUCAGUUCAAUGUCAAAACGUCCUCCAGUCUGUAUUUCCAAUUUAUCAUUAAACAGGCAAAGGCAGAAGAUUCUGCUGAGUAUUAUUGUCAGACGUGGGAUAGCUCUGCUCGUGAAACAAGCGGAGGAACAAAGCUGCUUGUGACAAGCUCAGACAUGACUCCCCCCGUGGUGACUGUCUUCCCCCCGUCCAAUGAUGAGCUCCAGUCCAAAGAGGCCACUCUAGUCUGCGUGGCCACUCAGUCCAUCCCGUACGCUGACGUCACUUGGCUGGUUCGGGGCAGUCUGUCGACGGGCACCGUCGCCACCGGUCCUGCCACGCGAGAAACGAACGGCAACUACAAAAUCAGCAGCAAUCUCACCGUGCAGACGUCCGAUUGGAACUCGGACGUCUUGUACACUUGUAAAGUGUCUUUGGGCUCCCAGUCUGCUGAAAACACCAUCAACAAGUCCAAGUGUGCAACUUAG